Messenger RNA from Chironomus riparius, 277 nucleotides. The record is from the annotation of a GenBank genome assembly. Lineage: Eukaryota; Metazoa; Arthropoda; Insecta; Diptera; Chironomidae.
ACAGAAUUGAAAAAUGGACAGACAAUUUGUUACACUUGCAUUUGCAUGGAUUUGCGCCAUUAUUGCAGCAGCAGUUACUGGAGAUGAUGUUGAAUUGAGUCCACAGACAUGCAACAGAUGUCAAGUCGGCUAAAUUAAUGUUGAUGAACUGCUUGCAAAUUGAUUUAAGUUUGAGCCAAUAUAAAUACUCGGAAUUGAUUGGAAUAAUUUUUAAUAAAAUGUGAUUUUAUUUUUUUUUAAAUAAAACUAAUUUUGAAAUUGAAUUUUGGACGUUUUG